This is a messenger RNA of Felis catus (domestic cat), 3038 nucleotides long. Its product is annotated as HLA class II histocompatibility antigen, DO beta chain-like. Gene Ontology annotation, biological process: immune response; immunoglobulin production involved in immunoglobulin-mediated immune response; peptide antigen assembly with MHC class II protein complex. Gene Ontology annotation, molecular function: MHC class II protein complex binding. Lineage: Eukaryota; Metazoa; Chordata; Mammalia; Carnivora; Felidae. The transcript is spliced from 6 exons. The coding region runs from base 63 to 1067 and encodes 334 amino acids. The record is from RefSeq and is a predicted model, not a curated record. Gene Ontology annotation, cellular component: membrane; MHC class II protein complex.
ACUCUUAAUAAAUAUUUUUUGACUGAGUUUUGCGGGGGGUAUGCCCCAUUCUGAAGAAGUUGAUGAUUUUACUGUCUCACUUAUUUUUUCCUUCCAGAAUGCGUUCUGGGUGGGUUUCCUGGAUGGUGGUUCUGCAAGUGAGUGUAAUCAGGCUGGAUUCCUCCAUGACUCAAGGCAGAGACUCUCCAGAAGAUUUUGUGAUUCAGGCAAAGGCUGACUGUUACUUCACCAAUGGGACAGAGAAGGUGCAGUUUGUGGUGAGAUUCAUUUUUAACUUGGAAGAGUAUGCACGUUUCGACAGCGAUGUGGGAAUGUUUGUGGCAUUGACAGAGCUGGGGAAGCCUGAUGCUGAGCUGUGGAACAAUCGGCCGGAUAUAUUGGAGAGGAGUAAAGCUUCUGUGGAUGCACUCUGCAGACAUAACUACAAGCUGGGUGCACCCUUCACUGUGGGGAGAAAAGGUGAGGUGGAAGUGCAACCAGAGGUGGCGGUGUAUCCAGAGAGGACCCCAUCCCUGCAACACCACAAUCUGCUGCUUUGCUCUGUGACAGGUUUCUAUCCAGGGGACAUCAAGAUCAUGUGGUUCCGGAAUGGGCAGCAGGAGAGAGUAGGGGUCAUGUCCACUGGCCUUAUCAGGAAUGGAGACUGGACCUUUCAGACAAUGGUGAUGCUGGAAAUGACUCCUGAACUUGGAGAUGUCUACACCUGCCUUGUUAAUCAUCCCAGCCUGCUGAGCCCUAUUUCUGUGGAGUGGAGAGCUCAGUCUGCAUAUUCUUGGAGAAAGAUGCUAAGUGGAAUUGCAGCCUUCCUGCUUGGGCUGAUCUUCCUUCUGGUGGGGACUGUCAUCUGCCUCAGGGCUCAGAAAGGGUAUAUGGAGACACAGUUGUCUGGUGAUGAGUUGUGUCUCCUUUCUUCCACAUCAAGAGUUCUGGUUUUCAAACACACAGGGAGACCUACAAUUAGAAUAUCCACCUUUACUCAUUUGCUUUUCCUGAAUGAACACACACAGCAGUCUGAGGAUGAUGAUACUUGUGCUACGACCACCAAAAUGAUUACUGAAAACAGUUGAUAUUCCUUUUGCCUCUGUUCUCCUCAUCAUCCUUCCUUUUUAUAGUUGUCCUAUAUCUAUGUUAUGGAUCAUACACCAUUUCAGAAGAUACUUGCUCCCUUUUUAGUCUUAGUGCUGUGAGUAAUGACAUGUUUAAUGAUGACUACUAUUCCUUAUGUCAGUGUCCUUUAAGUGCAGUGGUGCUCCAGUUGUGGUCUAUGGACUCCUGGAGGUCCCUGAGACCCUUUUGGGAAGUCCGAAAGAUCAAAACUAUUUUUAUAAUAAUAAUAAGAUCUUAUUUACCAUUUUCACUGUAUUUGUACUGAUAAUGCAAAGUUUACAGUGGGUAAAACGUUUGGUGCUUUAGUACAAAUCAGGGCAGUGACACCAAAUUCUAUAAGCAGUCAUGGCAUUCUUGACUGCCAUGCACUUGCAGUGAAAAACCCUCAAAAGUGCCAGUUUCACUUAAAGAUAGCCUUGAUGAAACAAUAAUAAUCAUUAGUUUUUACUAACUCUUGAAUCUCAAGUAGGCACCUUUUUAAUAUAUAGUGUGACAAACUAGCAUUUCUGCUGCAAAGUGAUGGAAGGGCAUUUAUUUUGUGGAAAAGCAUUGUGUAAUUGCUUGAGUUGUGGGUGAAACGAGCCACCUCUUCUUUUUUUAAUGGACUGUCAUUUUUCUUGAAAGAAUGACUGACAGACACAGUAUGGUUAUUUGGCCCUGGAUAUUUGGUAGGCAUUUUCUCAAAAAUAAACAGAAGAAGAAUGCCACUUCAAAGAAAAUGAUAUUGACAAUGAAAAUUAGAUUUUCCAGAGAAAAUCAAAAUUUUGGACAACUUGUGUUUGCCACAGGUUCCCCAUAACAAAGGUUUUUGGAUGAGAUUGAUGGUGAUAUUACCAAAUACGAUUUUUUUCAUAUUGUUUAGUGACCCGUGUCAACAUUUUGGAGAUCCGCAUAAUCCUGUGGACCCCCUUCCAAAUGAUCAAUGCAUGAUACUGCAAAAUUAUCACGGAUAGAAGGCCCGCUCAAAGCACAAGGUAGACCAAUGAAUUUUAACAUAACAUAACAUGAAAAGACCACUGAUAAGAUUUCAGAUUCCACAUUGUAACUAAUUUGUAAAGAUUUAUCAUUUGUUGAGUUGUAGUAUCUUAUCAAAGAAGAAUAUACACAAUAGCUGAAAGGCUAUUAAAAUUCUUCCCCUCUUUCCUAUUACAUAUCUGAGUGCAACCACAUUUUCUUCAUGCAUUUUAACUAAAACAACAUAUUACAGGCUAAAUGUAGAAGAAUACACGACCAAGUGAAUCAGUACUAAGUGAGAUAUUAAAAAGAUUCUUUUAAUGUAAAAUAAUUCAUUUUCUCUCACCAUAUUUUUGUGCUAGAAGAUAUAGCUACUUUUCAUAAAUAUGUUAUUUAUAUUAAUAUAUAAUGGGUUUAUCACUGUUCUUUAUACAAAUGUUAAAAGUUUUUCAGUUUUAAUUUCUAAUGUGAUGAAUAUUGCUUCACAUAACCCAUAUAAACUAAAGCUCUUUGGAGUUCUUAAUAAUUCUUAAGAAUGUAAAGGGGUCAUGAUACCAAAAGUUGUGAACUACUGAUGUAAUCAUUGUGGUUGUUUGAAGCUCUUUCUUGAGUUACUUGCUAAGAAGAGCUCAAGGAAGUCCUUAUAUUUAACAGACUUCCAGUCAGUUUUGCUGGAUAUAAAAAACCUUCGUUCCUAUUUUCUGCUCUUGAAUACCUUAAUAAUGUUACUGCAUUUUCAGGUAACAUUGCUAUCAAAAAGUCUGAUAAUAACCUAAUUAUCAAGUCAGUUAUUGUUUUUGCUGAGAUGCCUAAGUAGCAUUUUCUUUUUCUUUAAUGUCCAGAAAUUUUAUUAGAAUAUAUCUUGGUUUUGGUCAUCUUGGUGAGUUUCUCAAAUAAGCCAUAUAGUCUUUCAAUAUAUGGCUCAAUCUUUUUUUUUUUAAUUUUAGGAAUGUUUUAUUGAGUUAUAUUUUUUAGUA